CCCCGGCCGCAAGCUCCGUCGGGGCCGGACUGGCGGAGCAGCCUCGAAGUUUGCGGAGCGGCCGGCGCCGCGGCCAUGUGGCUGCUGUGGCUGCUGCUGGGCUCGGCGGAGAGCCAACUGUUGCCUGGGAAUAACUUUACAAAUGAAUGCAACAUUCCUGGAAACUUCAUGUGCAGUAACGGGCGCUGUAUCCCAGGGGCCUGGCAGUGUGAUGGACUGCCGGACUGCUUUGAUGACAGUGAUGAGAAGGAAUGCCCGAAAGCCAGAUCCAAAUGCGGUGCCACGUUCUUCCCCUGCGCUAGUGGGAUCCACUGCAUCAUUGGCCGCUUCCGGUGCAACGGCUUCGAGGACUGCCCCGAUGGCAGCGAUGAGGAAAACUGCACAGCAAAUCCCUUGCUUUGCUCUACUGCCCGAUUCCACUGUAAAAAUGGUCUUUGCAUUGAUAAAAGCUUUGUGUGCGACAGUCAAAAUAACUGUCAAGACAACAGCGAUGAAGAAAGCUGCGAAAGCCCUCAAGAGGCAGGCAGCGGCCAAGAUUACGUGACCUCGGAAAAUCAGCUGCUUUACUACCCUAGUAUUACCUAUGCCAUCAUUGGUAGCUCUGUCAUUUUCGUACUCGUGGUGGCCUUUCUUGCCUUAGUCCUGCAUCACCAACGUAAACGCAACAAUCUCAUGACCCUGCCAGUGCAUCGACUGCAGCACCCUGUCCUGCUGUCCCGGCUGGUGGUCCUCGAUCACCCACACCACUGCAGCGUCACCUACAAUGUCAACAAUGGGAUCCAGUACAUGUCCAACCAGGCCUACCACAGACCAGUGGACCUGGACUCUCCGCCGUCCUAUUCAGAGGCUGUGCUCGACCAAAGCAGACCACCUUGGUUUGACCUCCCUCCACCGCCUUACUGUUCUGAAUCUGAAUCCCCUAAUCAGCCAGAUCUUCCUCCUUACCGAUCUCGGACGGGAAGCUUGGUGAGCACAGACACCCCCAUGGCAGGAAGCCCUCUGGGCACAGCCGGCAGUUGGACAAGAGAUAUCCAUGGCAGCAUGGAUGGCCACAGAACUCUUCUGGAGAGGACAGCAGAUCAAAGCGAUUUGCUGGUUAACCACAUUGCUGAAAGAGAAGCGUAACUGCUCCGGUAUUUGGGAUGGGCAGGAAAGCAUUUACUUUUUCAAGUCUGUAUGGGUUAAUCUGCUGUGGCUAAUAGGUUUCAGGGGUACAUGUGCCUGAAUGAUGACUUGAUUUGAAUCCACACUAAGUUAAUAUUUGAGUUUUGCAUUUUGGGCUCAUCAAAGACCCAGCUGUGAGAGUUACAUCAGCUCUCCACAGUAUUUUUAUGAGCAAGUUCCAGUUCAGACUAGUAAGACAAACAUCAGUGCUUUGUCAAAGAACUGAUGUGAUGUAUUUCUUGGACUAUUUACUGUAUAUGAAUGUAUAUAUAUGCAUGUAUAAUACAUACAGAUGUUGCACACAAAAACUAUGCCAGAAGGACUCUUGGUUUUCAGACUGCCUACCAUUCUGUCAACGUGUGAGCUGUUUCUUCUUACUGCCUGGUGCCAACUGGUGGUCACUGAAGCACAUGAGAGGCAGUCUUUCUGCUUGGAGCUCUGGUGCCCAAUGCUAGCCAACUGGUGGUGCUCACAUUGCAGAAAAUGUCCUGCUUGACCCUUUUCUUCAUGGUCUGGAACAUUCUAACUGUGAAUGUAAUUUUCAAAGUUUAAGCUUGUGAAGAUGCAACAACUCUCUAACUGAGCAAAUGAGGGUUUUUUUCCCAAUUGCUAAUAUCUAGGACAAAUUUGCAUGGUUUUUCUCAGGAACGCCACAGGAGUUGGCUUAUCUGUGAGACUUAAAGGCUGAGUACAGAGGCACUGAAGCUUCUCAACAAACCAGCGCAAGACUUCUUUUCAAGUGUGGCAAAACAACAUUUGUCCAUGUGUUCCUUCCUAAAAAAAAAAGAAAAAAAAAAACCAAAACCAAAACCCAAUCAAACAACAAAACAAAAAAAACCAACCAAAACCAACCCGGUUUCAGCUAAAUCUUGAACACCAAAACCAGCCAGAGGCAAACACCCGUCACAGAAAGCUUUAAUGUGAAUGACUAGUUUGUUAUAUGUGUAAAAUAGCUGAAAGCAGGUCAUGUAGUGAAAGCUGGUGGGCUUGUCAGCCCUGUUUUACAGCAUGUAUACGUACAUGCAUGGAUAUACAUGUUUAAUGCUAUGUGUAUGUAUGUAAGUAGUGUAUUUUGCAUAGGUUCAGUUCUACUGGACCAGUAGAACUCUAAAAUGUCAAGGUUUCACUGAUGAUAUGCUCUUUGCUUUUUAUGGAGUUUGCCAUUAUUCAUGUUUGUUUGGUUGAAAUUCUAGCUUCUGCAGAAAAAAAGAAUUAUUUGUGUCUGUUUUGUCCUGACUCUUGGAAUGGUCUCCUGUGAAGUGUGUUUCAGUGCACAGUGUUGAAUCACCCAUGUGAAAGCAUCUCAGAGGUAUGCAGAGUGGCAGGAGGCAAGGUUAGCUGUGAAUUUAAAUGCCACUGCAGUGCUCUGCUUGUGCUCAGUAUACAAAAACACAAUGCAGUGUCUUCCUCUUGUCCCAAGGGAAAUUGGCCUUGAAAAAUUAUUUAUAUUUGUCUGUCAGACAUGUUUCCCACUCCUCCUUCCAUGCAAUGAACAGUGUCAUUAAGCAGACUUUGCUGUUUAAUGGAAAUGAAGGAAGAUGGCUGCCCACACCUUCUGCUUUCUUUCCCCCCAUCUUUCUAAGGUAACUUCUUAUGUCCAAAGGUUAUAUGCUCGGAACCCAAGAAUUUUUGAGCUUGAGUGUAUGUAGGGGAGUGACUCAAGGUCUGUCUCAGUUCCCACACAUACACCUGAAUUUUUUUUGUAGUAUUUUUUUUUCAUUUCCAGCUCUGGAGUCUACUGCCAUGGUAUGUAAGAGGCAGGGGCCAGACGGAUUUGCAAGCACAGGUUAUUCCAGGAAUGAGACGUAAGAGUGGGGAGCGCUGGAGAAUUCUAAUGCUGAUGGGCCUGGCUGACUUUGGAAGCAGAUUAAUGGCAGCCUUUCAUUACAAGCUUAGGCAGCCUGUCUUGAAGUGUGUUGGUGAAGGUGAUCCUAGGUCCUUGUAAAACAAUGUACAGCACUGGGUCACAUUUCAUCCUUGCUGGGAGCUCAGGCAAUCUAAUUAAUUAUGCUGUCCUUCACAAAGCGUGACUUGGCUAAUUAAUGACUCCGUCUGACUUGAUUGGCAGACUGUUGUCACUGUCACAUAGCAGACAGUUAUUCUGUGUUUUACAGGUGGGUUAAACUCAGGUACAUAGCUGAGUUAACAGUAAAGGUGGGUGCAGGGAUGUCUCCUCUGAGCACUGGGCUCUGCCGUCCCUCUUGCCUUUUGUCAAGGUUCUGCUAGGCCUCUGUAAGAGAGCUACGUAGUGCUGUAUCAGAAUUACCCUUAACGUUUUUCUGUUGCAGUUUUUAAAACAUUAUAUUGGUCUUUAAAACAUAUUAUUGAAGAGUUUGCAGUAGUAGAAUUAGACAUCUUUUUAAUUUCAAAGUUGCCUAAGAUUGUAUUAGAGAAGCUAAAUCAUCGUGUCCAGUGUAACUUAGGUCGCACAUAUCCCUCACGCAAUGGGGACUGUAUUUCAACAUGUGUAUUCUAAGACACCAGGGUCUGUGCAAACCAAAUAUUGUUUGCCUGUGGCAUCUGAAAAACAUUGCCUUGCAUUGCUAAGAAGCAGGAAAAGCGUGGACAUAGCCUGCUGCUUCUGCCUUCUGUGUCAGUCACUGUCAUAUAUGUACAUAUAUAUAUAUAUAUAUAUAUAUAUCUCAAGAUACUCUUUCAGGUUGUAUAUAUUCAUGUAACUUUUGCAUUAAGAUAAUCCAUUUGGACUUUACAAAAAAAAAAAAAAGAAAGAAAAAACAUUCUAAAUGGUGUGACGUUUUCCCUUCCAGCUAAGGGUGUAUUUAUCUUUGUAUAGGAAUCUUUUAGUUUUUGAGAACACGAGUUACAAAAGGAUAUUGUGCCUUUCUGAUCGAAUGUCGGUUUGUGGGGCUGUUAACUACAUUUCUGGGUGUUGUUACAUAUCAUUUUCUAGAGAUCCAAAGAGAGAAACAAGUCUUGUCUUCCUAUUUGUUAUGGGGACCACUGAACUUUGAGGAGUACAGAAGUUCAGUAUCUUGUUCCAAAAAGGCAGGCUAAAAUUUUAAGGGGGGGUUUAAUCUUAUUCCAGUUUUCUGGUUUGUAGAACAGAUUUGCUAGCUGGUUUCUUUGAAAAUUGCUGUUGUGUCACACAGAAAUUGUUUAUAACUUGUCACUUCUAGUAGUGUUAAUACAGCAUUAUACUGCAUUAUUCAGUAGAAUCUUUGGGAAAACAUGGUAGCAACAACCAUGCUGAUGAAAUUAAAUAUUUCAUUGAAAAUCCUGCAGCUUGUAAGGCUGAAGUUAAAUGUUCAUGAAAUACCACAUGGUAGGAUUUCUUUCCAGUAGCCAGUAAAAUUGGGAUUGAUCAUACUAUUGUUUGCAAUUGCUCUUAAGCUUUUAGUUUGAGGUUAGUCCUGCAGGAGCUUUCCUUCAUACUUAAUAUUUAAACAAAUGGAUGUUAUUUCAAAGGCCUAUUCUUACAAAAGUAGAACUGAUUAAAGUUUUCUUCCAGAGCCAAAUUCUGAUUCCACAUCUGUAUUGUAGGGUGACCACUGUGAGUGGUUCUCAGCACAGGUGUUAAUAUAAAUGUUUCCAACAAAGGAAUUUGAAGAAAUGAUUACUUGAGGGAAGUGAAGGAAUGUGGAUUAGCCUGUUGGAAACAAGAUUUGGGUUAUUUAAAAAUAAACAAAUAAAUUUCAGGAGUUUUGAGUGUCUGUAACCUCUGCUGAAGUCGGAGUGCUCUCUAUUUACAAUGAGGCCAUUAGUGAAUCCACUUGAUAAUAAUCUGAAGUUCCUUUUCAGGCAAAUUACAGUUUACCUCUCUGGUAUUGUGGUGAUGGAAAACUGGCAGUAAUGCUUUUAAAAAAGAGCCUGUGAAUAGUUUUCUCAGUUCUCAUCUACAGUGACAUACAGAACAACACUGACUGCACCGUGGUUUUUAAAUAACUCUGCAUUCAUCCUUCCUCUCCUUUUAAGUCAAAUCAGUUUUAUUUACACCACUUCACUUUGAUACAGCUAAUAGGGCCCUUGUGAUAGAUUUAGAAGUUGAGUGGAGGAAAGAGAUGACGACUCUCAUUUUAAUUAAUGCUGCAGCUUGUUAAUCUUGUGUGCUUUACUUCUUAGACAUCUUAGAAAAGACAAAUGGUUUUAGUAGAUAAGAAAAACUAUUAAUGAUGAAAAGGAUAGAGGGACACUGAUUCUGAAUUUAAUUUUUAAUGAAUAUUUAAAAUUGUAUAAAUGAAGGAAGAAUUUAAUGCUGUAUUUUUAACAUGGUGAUCAGAUGGCAAGUACUGUUCUUAACUGUUGCUCAUUGGAAGCUACUUUGCAUAUAAUGCCUGGAACUAAAAUGGUAAGACAAGUGCUCCACUUCCCAGUUCAUACUAGAUCUGAAAUAUUUUUUAUUAACACAAGGCUAUAUUGCACCCGUGAACUAAAAUAUGUGACUGCAGAAAGAAUUUCAAUACUGUGCUGGAUUCUGCCUGAAUGUAUCCCAGUACAGGACUGUGGCCUUCAUUUGUCCUUUUUUUUACUGAUUUGAGGGGUUUUGUGAACUUGAAAUGGAGACGUUACAUAAGAGCUUUAAGGGGGGCUGUAUGUUGAAACCCGACCUUGUCUUAAACUUUUGUAAACUGGAAAUCUUCAAAAAUGUAUUCUGUAUUCCUGAAUAAAGUUGUUGGUUUAAUGCUGUUCACAAGUGAGGAUGUCCCGUCUCAUGAAGUCUCAGUUGUUUUAGUUCUAUAGCCUCCUACAUGAGGCUUCUCCCGACUUCCUUUGCAUUCAAUGUUAAGUUGUGUUAAAUCUUUGCGGGUUUUAAACAUUUUUAAAAGGAAGUGAUAUUGAAAACCCACAUGUACACG
Messenger RNA from Chroicocephalus ridibundus (black-headed gull), 5978 nucleotides. RefSeq names its product low density lipoprotein receptor class A domain containing 3 (gene LDLRAD3). The record is from RefSeq and is a predicted model, not a curated record. Gene Ontology annotation, biological process: receptor-mediated endocytosis. The transcript is spliced from 6 exons. Bases 76 to 1125 code for a protein of 349 amino acids. Lineage: Eukaryota; Metazoa; Chordata; Aves; Charadriiformes; Laridae. Gene Ontology annotation, cellular component: plasma membrane. Gene Ontology annotation, molecular function: protein binding.